Messenger RNA from Scheffersomyces stipitis CBS 6054, 825 nucleotides. RefSeq lists its product as uncharacterized. Gene Ontology annotation, biological process: regulation of translational initiation. The record is from RefSeq and is a predicted model, not a curated record. Gene Ontology annotation, molecular function: protein binding. Lineage: Eukaryota; Fungi; Ascomycota; Pichiomycetes; Serinales; Debaryomycetaceae. The transcript has 3 exons. Bases 1 to 825 code for a protein of 274 amino acids. Gene Ontology annotation, cellular component: cytoplasm.
AUGACUGUGGAGGAAUUAAGCGAUGAAAUCAGUGCUAUUGACGCCAUUUUCCCGGGCUCUCUUACUUCAAUAGCUCCUCAGAUACACAACUUUUCUGUUCCUGAACAUGAAGAAAUAGCCGUACAACUAUCGUUUCCAGAGCUGUAUCCAGAUGAGACUCCUAACCUCAUCCAAGUGAUAAAUAGUAACCCGUUGUCAUAUACUGAUACCAAUUAUUUGGAGAGUAAUGUCCAGGAGCUCAUAUCGCAGGUGUUCACUCCUGGAGAAGUAUGCAUGUUUGAGCUCAUCACUGAAUUACAAUUGUUUUUGGAGAAAUAUGAAGAGGAGCGCGAGGAAAUGCAAAGAGUGUCCAAGGAAGUCAAUUCCUCGAAGUCUAUAAAUCCCACCAAGAAUCCUUUGGAAGGUUGGCACCAAGCGGAACCAAUUGUAGAUAGAAAUUCGACAUUCAUAGGAUUCGCCAGACAAGUUCAUUCAUUGGAAGAGGCGCAUUCCUAUUUAGACCUAUUAACUACUGAUCGUAAGAUUGCUAGAGCAACGCAUAAUAUCAGCAGUUGGCGUAUACGACUGGACAACGGAGUCCAGUUUCAGGAUUGUGACGAUGAUGGAGAAACGGCUGCAGGAAGUCGCUUGUUACAUUUAUUAACCAUGAUGGACGUAUGGAACGUCAUAGUGGUAGUCAGUAGAUGGUAUGGAGGAAUCCAACUAGGACCUGAUCGGUUUAAGCAUAUUAAUUCUGCAGCCAGAGAAGCAGUAAUCAGAAGCGGUCUCACAUAUCUCGAUGCAAAUGAAAGUACUAGUAAUACACAUAGAAGAAAGAAGAAGUAA